Messenger RNA from Daktulosphaira vitifoliae (grape phylloxera), 373 nucleotides. RefSeq names its product cytochrome c oxidase assembly factor 4 homolog, mitochondrial. The record is from RefSeq and is a predicted model, not a curated record. Gene Ontology annotation, biological process: mitochondrial respiratory chain complex IV assembly. The transcript is spliced from 2 exons. Gene Ontology annotation, cellular component: mitochondrial intermembrane space. Lineage: Eukaryota; Metazoa; Arthropoda; Insecta; Hemiptera; Phylloxeridae. Bases 164 to 373 code for a protein of 69 amino acids.
UAAAUAUAUUAUUCAUAGAAUUGAUUAAAUCCUAUGUAUUUUAUUAUAAUAAAAAAUAUUCUUACCCGAAGACAAGAGUUUAUGUUCAAAAUAUUUAAAGUGUAUUACAUUUGGUUUCUAUGAAUUAUAUUAAUUUAAGUUUGAAAGAUAUUUGAUUGCUGAAAUGCAUUCUAAUAAACAAUCAAGCCAAGUAAAAGAUGAUGAAGAUUUACUUGAAGAGCUAUUAAAUAAAACAAAUUGUGCUCAUUUACAUUAUAAAGUUCAAGAUUGUAUUUCAACAACAAAAGACUGGAGAAAGUGUCAAGCUGAAGUGAAAGCUUUUAAAGAGUGUAUUGAAAAAAAUAAAAAAACAUCUGAUUUUAAUCAUGUUUGA